AUGGCGAGGAGUCAGUUGGGAAAUUUCAGGGAUUCUCAGGGAAAAGCCAUGAAUGAAAAGACUGAAGGAAACUUUGAGAAUAGAGAUGGACCAGAGAAGCAGGAAGGAAACUGUGGAGUGAAGAGGAUGGUGAAGCCCAUUCCUUACCAAGAAGCGGGCUUCCAUGAAAUCCCAGACCAUAGCCAUAACCAAUGGACUCCCUCCGAAGUGAACUUAUUCAUCUGCUCCAAGACUGGAAUGACGUUCUCCAAUUGGAGAAAGGGUAAUGUAUGUUUUCCAAAGCACAGUAUAAUGAACGCAUGGAAAUGCAGUUAUUGCGGAAAGUAUUUCAGAUACAGACCACAGUUGCUUCUACACCAAAAAAUACACACAGCACAGAAGCAUUUUGAAGGCACAGAAGGACGGAAGAAAUUCACUAUUAUUUCCAGUCUUCAAAAGCACCGAAGGACCCACACAGGGGAGAAACCUUUUGAAUGCUCAGAGUGUGGAAAGAGAUUUAGUCAGAGUGGCCAUCUUCAACGACAUCAAAGAGUCCACACAGGGGAGAAACCGUAUGAAUGCUCAGAGUGCGGAAAGCGAUUCAGUCAGAGUGGCAGUCUUCAACAGCAUCAAAGAACCCAUACAGGGGAGAAACCAUUUGAAUGCGCAGAGUGUGGAAAAAGAUUCAGUGUCAGUUCCAGUCUUCGAAAGCACCAAACAACCCACACAGGGGAGAAGCCUUUUGAAUGUUCAAUCUGUGGACAGAGAUUCAGUCGUAGUGCCCAUCUUAAAAAGCAUCAAAGAAUUCACACAGGGGAGAAGCCUUUUGAAUGUUCAGAGUGCGGAAAGAGAUUCAGUCAUGGUGCCAAUCUUCGGUAUCAUCAAAAAACCCACACAGGGGAGAAACCUUUUGAAUGUUCAGAGUGUGGAAAGAGAUUCAGUCGGAGCAGCAAUCUUCAACAGCAUCAAAGAACCCACACAGAGGAGAAACCAUUUGAAUGCUCAGAUUGUGGAAAAAGAUUCCGUGACAGUUGCAGUCUUCUAAAGCACCAAACAACCCACACAGGGGAGAAGCCUUUUGAAUGUUUAAAGUGUGGACAGAAAUUCAGUCAGAGUGGUCGUCUUCAAGAGCAUCAGAGAACCCACACAGGGGAGAAGCCUUUUGAAUGCUCAGAAUGUGGAGAGAGAUUCAGUCGUAGUGCCAGUCUUCAGUAUCAUCAAAAAACCCACACAGGGGAGAAACCUUUUGAAUGUUCAGAGUGCGGACAGAGAUUCAGUCGGAAUAGCAAUCUUCAACAGCAUCAAAGAACCCACACAGGGGAGAAACCUUUUGAAUGUUUAGAGUGUGGAAAGAGAUUUGGUCGGAAUGCCCAUCUUCAAGAACAUCAGAGAACCCACACUGGGGAGAAACCUUUUGGAUGUUCAGAGUGUGGAAAGACAUUUGGUAAGAGUGCCCAUCUUCAGGACCAUCGAAGAACCCACACAGGGGAGAAACCUUUUGAAUGCACAGUGUGUGGAAAGAGAUUCAGUUGGAGUGGUUAUCUUCGGAAGCACCAGAGAAUCCACACGGGAGAGAAACCA
Messenger RNA from Heteronotia binoei (common prickly gecko), 1560 nucleotides. Its product is annotated as zinc finger protein OZF-like. The transcript has a single exon. Gene Ontology annotation, biological process: regulation of transcription by RNA polymerase II. The record is from RefSeq and is a predicted model, not a curated record. The annotation marks the transcript as partial. Gene Ontology annotation, molecular function: RNA polymerase II cis-regulatory region sequence-specific DNA binding; DNA-binding transcription factor activity. NCBI's taxonomy places the organism in Eukaryota, Metazoa, Chordata, Lepidosauria, Squamata, Gekkonidae.